This is a messenger RNA of Piliocolobus tephrosceles (Ugandan red Colobus), 768 nucleotides long. Its product is annotated as CD209 antigen-like protein 2. The transcript is spliced from 5 exons. The annotation marks the transcript as partial. The record is from RefSeq and is a predicted model, not a curated record. Lineage: Eukaryota; Metazoa; Chordata; Mammalia; Primates; Cercopithecidae.
GCUGUCUGGGCCAUGCCCCCCUGGUGCUGCUGCUCCUCUUCUUCACACUCUUCACUGGGCUGCUGGUGGCCAUCCUUGUCCAAGUCUCCAAAAACCCCAGCUCCCAGAGGCAGGAGCAGUCCAAGCAGGACGAGAUCUCCCAGGACCUGUCCCAGCUGAAGGCUGCUGUGGAACGCCUGUGCCGCCCCUGUCCCUGGGAAUGGACAUUCUUCCAAGGAAACUGUUACUUCAUAUCGAACUCCCAGCGGAACUGGCACGACUCCAUCACCGCCUGCCAGGAAGUGGGGGCCCAGCUCGUCGUCAUCAAAAGUGCUGAGGAGCAGAACUUCCUACAGCUGCAGUCUUCCAGAAGUAACCGCUUCACCUGGAUGGGACUUUCAGACCUGAAUCAGGAAGGCACAUGGCAAUGGGUGGAUGGCUCACCGCUGUUGCCCAGCUUCAAGCAGUAUUGGAACAAAGGAGAGCCCAACAAUAUUGGGGAGGAAGACUGUGCGGAAUUUAGUGGCAAUGGCUGGAACGAUGACAAAUGUAAUCUUGCCAAAUUCUGGAUCUGCAAAAAGUCCGCGGCCUCCUGCUCCGGGGAUGAAGAACGGUUGCUCUCCCCAGCCCCUACCACCCCAAACUCCUCUCCUGAGUAGCAGAACUUCACCCACUUUUAAGCUACAGUUCCUUCUCUCCAUCCUGCGACCUUCACAAAAUCUCUGCGACUAUUCUCUGUCAGAUUCUUUCUCCUUUAGAAGGCUGGGUCCACAUUCUGUCCUUCUUAUC